This is a messenger RNA of Candida albicans SC5314, 749 nucleotides long. RefSeq names its product NADPH-adrenodoxin reductase (gene ARH2). NCBI's taxonomy places the organism in Eukaryota, Fungi, Ascomycota, Pichiomycetes, Serinales, Debaryomycetaceae. The transcript has a single exon. Gene Ontology annotation, cellular component: mitochondrion. The record is from RefSeq and is a predicted model, not a curated record. Gene Ontology annotation, biological process: ubiquinone biosynthetic process. The annotation marks the transcript as partial.
AUGAAGCCAAGGUUCCUAUCAUACACCACUAGACUUCUCACGAAACCAUUCAAAGUUGCAAUUGUUGGCACAGGACCUGGUGGGUUUUAUACUGCCCAUCAUUUACUUAACAAGUCCUCACCAGAUGUCAAAUUGAAUAUUGAUUUUUUUGAAAAAUUGCCCACACCAUAUGGAUUGAGUCGAUACGGGGUAGCACCAGAUCAUCCAGAGGUGAAAAAUUGUGAAGAUCAUAUGAUUAAUAUAAUGAAAGAUUUUGGGAAUUCCGAGAGCCGCCAUAAGGUGCGAUUUUUGGGUAACGUUGAAGUUGGGAAGGAUAUUGCUUUAAAGGAAUUGGAAGGCAAUUACAAUUCAAUUGUGUUGGCUUACGGGUGUACAUCUGCCGACAACAAGUUUUCUAUACCAGGAGCUGAUUUACCGGGAGUUGUUCCAGCUAGACAAUUUGUGAAUUGGUAUAAUGGACAUCCAGACUAUUAUGGCGAGAACAAGUAUAUCCCUCCACCACUAGAUAAAGUUGAUACAGUUUCAAUUAUUGGAAAUGGUAAUGUCGCAUUGGAUGUGGCCAGAAUAUUACUUGCUGAUCCACGUGAACAUUGGGCUAAAACAGAUAUUUCGGUGGACGCCCAACAAUUGUUGGAGAAAAGCACCGUCAAACAUGUUAGAAUAGUCGCCAGAAGAGGUGUUUUGGAGUCAGCGUUCUCUAACAAGGAAAUAAGGGAAUUACUAGAAUUGCCUGCUAAAUUCGUACCAUU